AUGGACGCUGCACACCCCGAUGUCACGGAAACGUCAGAGUCAGCCCCACUCCUGGCUGAUCUCGAGGCAGCCCAUGCAGCGUACAAUGGUGGCGGAGUCCCCUCAAAGAGCAAGCGAAAAUCGCGCGUGCCGAUUCUGCUGUCUCGAAUGCGAACCUCUGUGAGGAGCACUCCAGGGCCACGGGACAUCAAGAAUCUAGCUACUAUUGCGCUCACAUCAUUACCUGCGGUCCUUCUAGGAACGCUGCUCAACAUCCUCGAUGGUGUCUCCUACGGCAUGAUCAUAUUUCCUGCGACCGGUGUCUUCUCCAAUCUCGGCGGAACAGGAGUGUCUAUGUUCUUUCUUACGGCAAUUAUCUCUCAGCUCGUGUACUCGGCAGGUGGAAGCGGAUUCGCGGGCGGGAACGGCAGCAUGAUGAUAGAAGUUGUGCCGUUCUUCCAUAUUCUCGCUAACAGUAUCGCUGCCGACAUCGGUGAAGACGAUCCGCAUGCUAUUUUGGCAACCACAAUUGUGGCGUUCGCGUUGUCCUCGAUCCUCACGGGACUCACAUUUUUUCUGCUUGGCGCAUUACGGCUAGGAGCACUGAUCGGCUUCUUCCCGCGACAUAUACUUGUAGGCUGCAUAGGCGGUGUCGGCGUCUUCCUCAUCAUCACAGGGCAAGUCACAUGCGUUCGCGCGCACAUGUUCGCUAACUCUAUUAAUGCAUGCAGGUUCUCCGUGAGCACGCGCAUGGACGACGAUGAUUUCGACUUCAGCUUGGCCACACUGAAGUUCUUGUUCCUGAAUGUGCAUAAUCUCGCGCUAUGGAUGUCUGCGUUUGGGUUGGCGGCACUGCUGCGCAUCAUUUCGCACAAGUAUGAGCAUCAGCUCAUCUUUCCGCUGUAUUUCAUGAUCAUCCCGGCAGUUUUCUAUAUCGUCGUUGCCGCUGGUCAUAUGGACCUCGGCAACCUACGGCAGAAGGGAUGGCUAUUUGACAUGGGCACUGCACAUGAGCCCUGGUAUCAUUUCUAUUCGCUGUUCGACUUCAAAGCUACUAGAUGGUCGGUUCUUUGGUCAACGUUGCCUACGCAAUUUGCACUGCUGUUCUUCAACAUACUACAUCCGCCACUGAAUGUCCCGGCACUAGCGGUAUCUUUGAAUCAUGACGUCAACACGGAUAAGGAGCUGGUUGCACAUGGCUACUCAAAUCUUCUUGCUGGUGCUCUAGGCACGGUGCCAAACUAUCUCGUCUAUGUCAACACGGUGCUAUUCUAUCGCGUCGGUGGAACGACGCGUGUAUCUAGUUUUCUUCUGGCAGGCGCCACGACGGUUCUGCUUGUCAUUGGCACAGGACCGAUCGCAUAUAUUCCGGUGAUGGUCGUUGGAGCGCUGAUAUUCGUGCUUGGUAUCGAUCUGGUGAAGGAGGCGCUCUGGGACACCCGACAUCGAGUUAGCAGGACAGAGUACAUCACGAUCGCCAGCAUCAUGGUCUGUAUGACUGUGUGGGACUUUGUUAUCGGUGUGCUGUUCGGCAUCAUCGUCAGCUGUUUCUUCUUUGUCAUUCAAAGCUCGCAGAGGAGGAGCAUACGCACGUUGUAUACUGGCCAGACGGUGAUGUCGACUGUGCGCAGACCGGGUGCACAUCGUGCGUACAUACGUGAGGUCUCCAAGCAGACGACGAUUUUGCGCUUGCAAGGAUUCCUGUUCUUCGGGACCAUCACGCAUGUCGAAGGUACGAUUCGGAUGCUGGUCGAGGGCCCUGCGUGGCAGCGUAAUCCUAUGCGCUUUCUCAUUGUCGACUUGUCGCUCGUCGCGGGAGUGGACAUGUCAGCCGCAGAGGCAUUCGUGCGAAUCCAACGUCUGCUGGCAGGGAGAAAGGUCACACUUGUCUUCUGUGGGUUCCCUUUGGACUCGAACGUGGGCAAGUCUCUACACAACGUUGGCUUGCUGGACAUGGAUGGCGUCGAGCUCUUUUCUACGUUCAAUGAUGCCCUUGAGUGGACUGAGAACGUCUAUCUGAGGACGUGGUUCAAUGCGCAGAAGGCCGAGCCACAGACGAUAGUAUUGCCCGGUAGGCAGGAUGCCGCAAUUGCUUUCCAGGAAUCAAUGUCGGCGACGCCCAGAAGACUGCACCUGCUGAAUGCUGGGUGGGAGACCAUCGCCCGAGAUCAUUCUCCACCGGACGCCGACGUGGCAGAUGCUGCUGAGCCAUACAAUACGCUCGUCAAGGCGUUCUCAACAUAUGGCCCUGUCGACCGCCAACAAUUCGCACCACUUAUGGUGUACCUCCAGAGGAUAUCUCUGCCAGAAGGCACAGUCCUGUGGUAUCAAGGCGACGAUCCAGACGGUCUGUAUCUUGUCGAAUCCGGCGUGCUCAGAGCGGUGUAUCGCUUCAACGAGCACACCGCGCCCACGGAGGAGUCCAUGGUUCCGGGGACAAUCGCAGGUGAACUGUCCGCGCUUUCUGGCCUGCCACGAAACGCUACCUGUGUGGUGGAACGGCAGGCAGUGCUCUGGAAGCUGAGUGUUGAGGACCUGCAUCGGCUGGAGGUGGAGCAUCCAGAACUGGCUAGGGAGUUUACUCGGUUGGUGCUGAAAGCUGCGAAACUUGAUUACGACAUUUUGAUAUCCGCAUUGGCAUGCCGACAAUGA
This is a messenger RNA of Laetiporus sulphureus 93-53, 2631 nucleotides long. RefSeq lists its product as uncharacterized. The coding region runs from base 1 to 2631 and encodes 876 amino acids. Gene Ontology annotation, cellular component: membrane. The record is from RefSeq and is a predicted model, not a curated record. The transcript has 20 exons. Lineage: Eukaryota; Fungi; Basidiomycota; Agaricomycetes; Polyporales; Laetiporaceae.